GACUUCGACCUGAACAUGAUCAAGAAAUCUGCAGUAGACCUGGAUUUGGAUUUAUCAGAAGACGACAUGGAGAGGAUGCUCUAUCACAUCAAUCAACUGGAUGACAUCAGAAUGAACCAGCACUUCUCUUUGGUGUACUUGUUUCAUGACUGCUUUGGCUUCCUCGACGAGUUCAGAGAUUGUCUACCUCGCCUGCUGCAGUCUCUAGAUGGACUGGAGGAGAUUGCUGUUCAGCUCGACUCCAUGAAUAAGGGGGCAAAGAUCUCCAGUGUGGUGGGCAGCUCAGUGGGGGCGGUUGGAGGCGUGCUUUCCAUCAUUGGUUUAGCAUUGAUUCCUGUAACAGCUGGAGUGUCUCUGGCUCUUACCAUGACUGGGAUAGGGCUUAGUGUCACCAGCGGGGUCAAUGGCGUUGUCACUACGGCGACAGAGUUAGGAGUAAACAGUACACAACAAAAGAAAGCCACUGAGGUCUUCGAGGGGUUCAUGAAGGAUUUGCAGAGUCUCCAGGAUUGUCUGAAGAAAGUCAGCGAUCAAACUAACGCCAGAAUGGAAGCAAGUCAGAUAGAUGUAGUCUUGGGAGUGGGCAAGGUGCUUAUCAAAGGUGGUGUCAUUGUAAGAGGUGUUGAUGCACUUGUUGAUGCUGGUCAAGCUUUUCGGAACGUGCCAAAGGUGGCCGCAGACAUCCCAGAUAUCGGACAGGCAGCAAUCAAAGGGCCUCUUGCCUUCUCCCAGUCCGUCAGAGCCGGUCUCAUCGGGCUGAAUGCUCUUUUUCUCGGCAUGGAUGUCUUCUUCAUCUGUAAAGACAGCAUCAGUCUGUCCAAAGGCAGCGAGACCGAGGCCUCACAGGUCAUCAGAGCCAGAGCGGCACUGUGGCGCUCAGAGAUCGACGCCUGGCAGAAAAUCCACGACUCCCUGAUAGAAGGUCUGCAGAAAUCAGAGAAAAACAAAGCUAUCCUGGAAACGCCAUUUCAUCCGGAGUUGGAGAGUGAGCUGAAGAUGGAGAUGGAGAUGGAGAUGAAGAAACAAAAACAAACGGAAAUGGAAAUUCCCCCCACUGUAUGUGUAAUACAGUAGUCUUCAGGGAUGAUUGGCCUUUUUUUUUUUUUUUUAGCAACUUGAGCAAUAAGAUUUGAUAUCAACUUAAUGUAUGAUCCAACAAAGAAAUGAUAAUUGCACUUUGCUUAAAGAUUACUGUUCAGGAUCAAACACUGUUAAAAUUAAAAAUGUAUGUAAUUAUUAUGACAUUAAGCAACCUUCCAUGCCACUUUUCUUCUCGUGAAUGUUGUAUUUUUUUUAACCUUUCGCUGAGCCAGACUCAUUUUCAAAUUGAAUUUGAAACAGUUGUCUGUAGGAGAAAUCAAUACAGUUGAAUUGUCUCUCCAAAGGGAACUUGAAUAAAUGAGCCCUUAGCGCUUAAAUGUGUGGGCUCAUUAAAGGUGAAGUUAUACUCAUAAUUGAUAUCCUGUGAUCAUAUAACCAUUUCAUGUUUUUGUAAACCUAAUUUUUGAAUAAAAAAAGAAUCCCUGAGAACUCCA
This is a messenger RNA of Labrus bergylta (ballan wrasse), 1535 nucleotides long. NCBI's taxonomy places the organism in Eukaryota, Metazoa, Chordata, Actinopteri, Labriformes, Labridae. The record is from RefSeq and is a predicted model, not a curated record.